GCAACAAGAGCAAACUUAUUGAGCAAGGAAAGACUUGAUACACUACAACUAGAAUGGAGUGGCACUGAUGGGAAGGAAUCAGAAGUUCUUGAUGUGCUAAAACCACACAUAAACCUUAAAGAGCUCAUCAUUGAGGGUUAUAACGGUGUGGAAUUUCCAACAUGGAUUCGACAUCCUCUUUUCUCUAAAAUGACCCUUGUGGUGUUAGAGAAUUGUAAAGGCUGUCGCUUCCUGCCAGCACUUGGCCAAUUACCUUCUCUGAAAGAACUCUUUAUAAAAGGAAUGUCUGGUGUUGAUAGUGUUGGUCCUGAGUUUUAUGGGAAGUCUGAGGGCUUGCCUUUCCCAGUGUUAGAAACUCUUGAGUUCAAGGACAUGGAAGAUUGGAAGGAGUGGUUGCUUUGGCAAGGAAGUGGAGCUUUCCCUUGUCUGAAAAUGCUUUCCAUCUCCGCAUGCCCCAAGCUGAGAGGUAGCUUACCUGAGAAUAUUCAUGUAUUAUCAAAGCUUGUGAUUGAUGAUUGUCAGCGGUUGGUUGUUUCAACUACCAAUUAUGAACUGAUUCGCGAGUUAAACAUAUGUGGUUGUAAAUGGGCAGUGGAUACAAGUGGGGUUCAGCUAACGCAUGGAACUUUCAUGUAUUUCCGAGUUCAGAUUUGAGACAGAAGAAUUUCUGAGAGGAUUUACACAUCCGAAAAAUUUAAAGAUUACUGGUUGUGAGGAGCUGACAUCUUUAUGGAAAAGCAGGAAUAGAUGGCUGCAACAUCGUAUUGGCAACUCUCAGUCUCACUUUGUCCAAGAGUUGGUGUCACUUCAAGAACUGCACAUCAUUGGAUGCUCAAAUCUAAUAUCUUUCCCAGAGGUUGACUUGCCACCUAAUCUUAAACACUUGAAGAUCGAGUCAUGCAGUGACCUCGUACAUUUUACUACAUCUCAUAUGCCCCUAACUCUUAGAAGAAUAGAGAUUGGAGAUUGCUUGAAUCUUAAAUCAUUAGUGGCGGCAGAAGCUUCUUCGUCUUCCUCUUCUUCUUGUUUGAUAAAUGAGGAGGCCUCCUGUCUUGAGUACUUGAAGAUCUGGAAGUGUCCAUCUUUGACUUCCUUGUUGGACAGAAGCCAACUACCCAGGGCACUUGAACGUCUUUACUUAUGGGAUUGUGAACAACUGGAGUCAAUAACUAAUCAGUUCCAGGCCAACGCUUGUCUUGAAUGUGUUGAUAUACGGCGCUGUCCAAAUCUUAAAUCAUUACUGGAGUGCCUAUGCUAUCUCACCAAUCUUCAAAAGUUAUAUAUUUUUUCAGUGUGGAAGUCUAGUUUCCUUCCCGGAAGGGGGGUUGCCAAAUCCAGCCUCCAACCUGGCAGCCAUCUAUAUCUGGGACUUGAAACUGACAGCCCUCCCUGAAGGCAUGGUCCAGCACAACCUCAGCUCUCUUCAGAGUUUAACAAUUGCUUACUGUGAAGGUUUGGUGCCUGUUCUAGUACAGGGUUUUCCCUCAAACUUAACAGUACUCAAAAUAGUGGAUCCCAAGAGUUGUAAGCCACUCUCUGAGUGGGGAUUGCAGUUGAAGAAACUCGCCUCUCUAAAAGAGUUGUGGAUCUCUGGUGUUGAUCCAUAUCUGGUGUCCUUUCCACCAGAAAAUAUGGAGUUGAUGCUCCCUAAAUCUCUCAUUAGACUCGACAUCGCAAGCUUCCCAAGUCUAAGGCGGCUGUCCAGGAAGGCCCUUCAGUCCCUCACCUCUCUUGAAUAUCUUGAGGUUGCUGAUUGUCAAAAGCUAGCAUCCAUUCCAGAGAAGUAUCUGCCUCUUUCACUGGCAAGACUUCACAUAUAUGCAUGUCAGAGGCUAAAAGAAAGGUACAGUUGCAACACAUACCGGUCCAAGAUAGCUCACAUUCCUUGUGUACAUAUCGGGGACGAGUAUUUGAACCCACUGAAGAUUGACAGCUAACAUCUCCUUGCCCCUCAAGAUGGUCUGUUGCAUAUGAAAACCGGGUGCUGGAGCUGUUGCCACUGGAACUCUUCAACGGCAUUAGAGCAGAAGAAUGAAAGUGCAGUUGUUCAGACUCUUUACUUAUUUCACUUUUUUUGUUGGUGUAUGAUAUGAAUAAAGUGUUUCUGAAAUUUCGGAAGGCUUAUGUCAAAUAAAUGAUGUGGAACAUGUCACUUUUUUCCUUUGUUCUUGAUGUAACAUGAAGUCAAGAGACAUGUACAUAUUGCGGAACUCCUUUUAUUGCACAGUGCCUAGUGAGCUAUUUUAUGAAGUCAUGUGA
This is a messenger RNA of Fragaria vesca subsp. vesca, 2259 nucleotides long. RefSeq lists its product as uncharacterized. NCBI's taxonomy places the organism in Eukaryota, Viridiplantae, Streptophyta, Magnoliopsida, Rosales, Rosaceae. Gene Ontology annotation, molecular function: ADP binding. The record is from RefSeq and is a predicted model, not a curated record. Gene Ontology annotation, biological process: defense response to other organism. The coding region runs from base 620 to 1393 and encodes 257 amino acids. The transcript is spliced from 2 exons.